Toxotes jaculatrix (banded archerfish) is the source of this 1722-nucleotide messenger RNA. It is a transcript of the gene nfkbil1, whose product is annotated as nuclear factor of kappa light polypeptide gene enhancer in B-cells inhibitor-like 1. Gene Ontology annotation, molecular function: protein binding. Gene Ontology annotation, biological process: canonical NF-kappaB signal transduction. Bases 118 to 1209 code for a protein of 363 amino acids. The transcript is spliced from 4 exons. The record is from RefSeq and is a predicted model, not a curated record. Lineage: Eukaryota; Metazoa; Chordata; Actinopteri; Toxotidae.
UAAGAAGACGGGCCGGAUUAGCUUAGGCGAAGUGCAAAGGCCUUUUAAAGCUAACAUAACCAACCCAACCAGAAUAACAAUAAUAAUUAUCAACCGUCUGCUCCGUUUGUACUUAGCAUGUUGUCUCACGAACAGAAGCGGGUGUGGAGGUACGUGGAGGAGGGCAGUUUAUUGAAGCUGAAGUCGUACUUGAGGAAGCACCGGGACCUGGAUGUGAAUUUCUCCCAGGGCAGGAGGCAGAGGAGCCCGCUGCACCUCGCCUGCUGCCUGGGAGACGACGCCGCGCUGCGGCUGCUGUUAAAGCACGGAGCCGAUGUUCUCCAGAGGAACCGUAAAGGAGACACGGCGCUGCACACAGCAGCCAACAGGGCUCUUAAACACGGGAAGACAGCGUAUGAUGACCUGGUUGUGCCCCUUAAAAAGAGCUGUCCAGAGGCCAUGACUGCUCCUAACAGCGCCGGAGUCACACCUCAAGACCUGCUCAACUGGAUGAAACAUACAGAGACUCCAGAAAACAUGACUCGUCCAUCUGAAAAAGACCCUGAGAAGGAGUGGUUGAAGAAGCUAUUUGAUGAAUGCGAAGAUGAAUUCUGUGAAAGUUUUGGAGUAUAUGAUGCUGAUGAUUUUCUUCCUGUUGAUGAAGAUGAGGAAGACUUUGGGGACUGGGCUGAUCGCAUUAGGAAUGAAUACUUCAGUAAAAAGCACGCUGAAGCUCAAAGACUAGCAGCAGCAUCGUCUUCUGGGUGGAAAAGGAAGAAGAGUAAGGAAGAGAGGGAGCAGGAAGAGCAAAGUCGCAAGGAGCUGCAUAAAAAGCUGCAGAGGGAACAUGAAGAGUAUCUGGCUCGAGCAGCACGUAAAGAGGAAGAGACUCGGCAGGGCAAGAAGCGCAGGUAUGACGAAAGGUGUGCAGCUACUUUCCAUGGCAGCUCUUCAGAUGGCAGCACAAAGCUGAGCUACGGUGACAUCCCCUGGCCAGCUCCAAGAGGUACAGUGCAGGAAAUGGUGGAUGUGAUGCUGCACGGUGUCAACCGAAAAGACGUGCCGGUGUUUCGUAAAGUGCUGCGGAAGCAGCAAACGCUGUGGCAUCCUGACAAAUUUGCUCAGAGAUGUGAAGCCCGGUUAGAGGAGAAGGACAAGCAGAGGAUCCUAGAUACAGUCACAGCUCUGUCACAGGAGCUGAACAGACUGGCGCAGAGUCUGAGGACUUAAGAUCACAAUAUAAUUGUAGAUAAAAUUUUUAAAAAGGUUUUUUUUUUCUUCUGGAAAAGUGUGUAUAUAAAACGAUACAAGCUAUAUUCAGAUUUAAUGCCAUUUAUGCUAAAAUGUAUAACGAAUUGCAUACCUUUUCCACUGCAAUUUAUCAUAGCUUUAUUAAUUUAUGAAUCAUUUUUUAUAGCACAGGUGGUAGUCAGGAUAAGCCAGCAGUCAUCAGGUGAGGGAUUUGAUCCCCAGCUCCUCCUGUCCACAUGUCAAAGUGUCUACAGUCCCACUACUUUAGACACCGAACCCCAUUGUGCACCCAGUGUGUGAAUGUGUGAGGGAAAAAAUAUGAGUCCUUUAGGUGAAAAACAAUGUUGAGUAAAUGUACUGUAUUGUGAGUCUGUUGUUGCAGAAUUAAAACAGAGUGGUUUUGAUUCUGGGUUGAACGCUGGACAUAAACGUGCUUUUCUAUAAUACCUGACUUAAAAAAAAUAAAUAGACAAUAUCAGAUUUCUGAAACGC